AGUUGUUAAACUGCUUGAAGCCCAAUCAAGCAAAAUGAAAGCAUUUCAACUGACGUGGCAGCGGCAUCAUAAUGUGGGCGUGGUUUAGCUUUGUCAACAUCCUGAUGACAUAACUAGUUUCUCCAAAAUGGCGACGGCGGAUGAGAGAGAAGCGGGCCAGGACGACCCAGAGAGCGAAGAUGAGGUUUAUGAGGUUGUGGACCUGACUGAGUAUGCCCGGAGGCACCAGUGGUGGAGUAGAGUGUUUGGGAACAAUUCAGGCCCCAUUGCUGAGAAGUACUCCGUGGCCACUCAGCUCAUGAUGGGAGGAGUGACUGGAUGGUGUGCAGGUUAUGUCUUCCAGAGAGUUGGGAAGAUAGCAGCUACUGCUAUUGGUGGCGGGUUCCUUCUUUUACAGAUUGCCAAUCACAGUGGCUACGUGCAGGUGGACUGGAAGAAGGUGGAGAAGGAUGUGAACAAAGCAAAGAAGCACUUGAAGAAGAAGGCAAACAAAGCAGCCCCAGAAAUCAACACAUUCAUUGAGGAGGUAAAGGCCACAGAUUUCAUAAAGAGGAACAUCGUCCUGUCCAGCGGGUUCGUCGGCGGCUUCUUUUUGGGAUUGGCCUCCUAAAGGCCGCCGCACACACUACAAUCUCCAUUUACUGUGAAUCAUCACUUUCCAUUGCUUACCUCUCUGCCCCAUGUGUGUUUUGAUCAAAAGUGAUCGUGGGGAAUUAUGUUGAACACUAAACCACCUGUUCUGAAUCAAUCCUAGCUUGCUAUUAUCAUUCGAGUGCUCAUUUCGGAGGAUGUGUGUGAGGUGGUGGGUCGGUAAGAGGAUCGGGGGCGCUCGGAUUGUACUGUGAACGAUGCUUCCGAACGCAUCGAGCUGCCACAAACAAAAGUUGGAGUUUCUUUUGUGUUUGCUCGUGCAAAUGAGACUGCCCCAAGUGUUUGCCAGGUGGAUUCUGUGGCAUGUGUGGGCGCCAUUGUAAAUAUAUAGCCAAGCCCCUUUUUCAGAGCUGUAAACAGACAAGCACACAAGCACAUACACACAAGUAAAUAUUGUAUAAACAGCAUGGAAGGUGGCAGAGUGGGAAGGUAACACCAGCCCCCAGUCUGGUGCCUAGUUGUUUUUUUCUAAAUUAUUAUUAGUAUAGCUGUACAGUUUGUCGGGGUCACAUGCCUUUCAAAGCAUGCUGGCAAACCCAGUUAUGUUGGUCACACUGACUGGGGGGGGGUAAAGUAAAAAGGUAAUUUUUCACUCUGAACUGGAGUCCAUGCUGAUAAAGAACACAUCAUUAGUAAGUUUAAUUUGUGAAGUAUUAACCCCCUCCCCCAAUUUGUUCCCUAAUUCCCAGCUCCACAAUGCCCUUUAAUGAAGGGUCGAGCAUCUGCUGUGCCCUAAUUACCACCAUCACAAGCCAUAUGCCCAAAGAGACACCGGUCCAGUCGUUACAGAGCAUAAUGGAGCUGCAAUUUUGACUCCUACGCCCUCGCUAUUGUCGUCGUGCAUUUGAUGGUGUGUGUGUGUAGCAUUAACAAACAGCGAUGCUGCCGAGUCGUGCUUCAUCAUGUUAAUCAGCUAUAGGGGAGUCCAGUUAUCACACGUUGCUUAUUGUCUUUUUUGCCUUUUCUACUGGUGCAAUAUACUGUAAUGUUUUAGCUGGUUUUUUGUUUUUGCAUCCAGCUGGUAUUUUGUAUGCUUAUGUUUGUAUUUAAUAUGAUUUUGAUAACUUUUAUUUCCUGGUUUUAUGUCUCCUUUGAAGUAAAGUUGCCUGAUGUUGUUUUAAAUGAUAGUAACAUUAAAAAAAGGAUGCUUUUCA
Messenger RNA from Oreochromis niloticus (Nile tilapia), 1805 nucleotides. Its product is annotated as FUN14 domain-containing protein 1. NCBI's taxonomy places the organism in Eukaryota, Metazoa, Chordata, Actinopteri, Cichliformes, Cichlidae. The record is from RefSeq and is a predicted model, not a curated record. The coding region runs from base 128 to 610 and encodes 160 amino acids. Gene Ontology annotation, biological process: autophagy of mitochondrion. Gene Ontology annotation, cellular component: mitochondrial outer membrane. The transcript is spliced from 5 exons.